Messenger RNA from Archocentrus centrarchus (flier cichlid), 1794 nucleotides. It is a transcript of the gene tlcd5b, whose product is annotated as TLC domain containing 5b. The coding region runs from base 237 to 974 and encodes 245 amino acids. Gene Ontology annotation, cellular component: membrane. The record is from RefSeq and is a predicted model, not a curated record. Lineage: Eukaryota; Metazoa; Chordata; Actinopteri; Cichliformes; Cichlidae. The transcript is spliced from 3 exons.
UUCCAGGGGGAAGGGAAACGGGAUCCACUAACUGUCUAUAGUAGCCUGCACAUGGCAUAUCUGUUAUCUUGGCAGAGUGAACAUGUGUCCAUUAAAAAAAUGCUGAGCUGACAGCAUUUUGAUGGAGGCUUUAUGGAGUGUAAGCAGUGAUGGAGGCUAAGACUGCCUGAAUGAUGGAGUCAUUUUCUACAUGUAUCCCGAAUGUGAGGAUGACUGAGAGGAGGAGGAGUUAAGCCAUGCCCACGCUGGAGGUGAUCUGCAGCCUGAUUGGCUGGCUGUGUCUCUACUUCUUGUUCGGCUCUACCUUCACACAGAGGGGGCCUGAGUGGAACUGUCGCCUGGUCACAUUGUCCCACGGGGUCCUCAUAGUGCUGCUUACAGCUUAUGUUGUUUUCGUAGAUGGACCCUGGCCCUUAACACAUGCAGGUACAGAAAACACAGAGCUCCAGACCUUCGCCCUGGCUGUCUGCCUUGGCUACUUCUUCUUCGAUAUGGGUUGGUGCGUAUGCUACCGAACGGAGGGCCCCGUCAUGCUUGCACAUCACGCUGUCAGUAUUGCAGGCCUCCUGCUGACUUUGCAAAUGGGAGUGUCAGGCUGUGAAGUCUGUGGGGUCAUCUUCGGCAGCGAGAUCACCAAUCCCCUGCUGCAGACCCGCUGGUUUCUCCGCCAGCUGGGUCUUUACAACAGCCUGCUGGGCGAUGCGGUGGACCUGCUAUUUAUUUUCCUGUUUGCCACUGUUCGUGUAGGAGUUGGCACAGUGAUGUUUUACUGCGAGCUGACCUCUCCCAGGACAUUGCUGAUAAUGAAGCUUGGCGGUGUGGUUAUGUAUGCACUGGCAUGGGUGUUCAUGGUGGACAUAGCCAGAUUUGGCUACAAGAAAAGCAGGGCUAAGUAUGAAAGGUGGCUAGAGAACCACAAGCUCAAAGAAAUCAACAGACAGAAAGUGGAUGGACAUUCAGAUAAGAGUGAAUGAGAAGCUUAUGUGCUAUGAAUGUGGGCUUGUAAAGCUCCAAAGGUGCUAUGUACAGCAUGAAAAUGAUAAACCAUCACUGCAUAUUUUUAAUGUACUGUAUAGUAUAUUUCCCCAAAUUAAACCAGAAAGUUAUGCUUACUAUCAUCCCACUCCAGCUUUGUCUUGAAAUCCAGUGGGCUGCUUUAUGGUAAAACAGAAACAAUGUUUUCUUUGAGUCCUUUUAGUGAAAAUCUGCCCUAGUAGGCUGAUUCAUUUCAACUUUUUUGCACACUUAUGCAAAAAUACCAGCAAAUUCAAAGUGAUCCAACUAAAAAUUCAUAGCAUUCAAUCUCCUGGAGUAUUACUACAGAAAUCAUCCAAGCAGAAACUCCAUUUAACACAUGGCAAGCUCAAAAAGACACUGUGGGUCUCUGUCACUAUAGAGACAUGCUACAGUGGGAGAAGCACAUGUGAAAAUAGUACAGUCAUCUCUGGUUAAUCACAGUCUUUUUUAUAGUGGAAUUAUUGCUACUUGCUACUUGGAACAAGUGGUAAAUUACACUGCCCAGCCAAAAAAAAGUUGCCACCAAAAAAAAAAAGGUCACACACUAACAUUUUGUUGGACCGCCUUUAGCUUUGAUUCCGGCAUGCAUUCGCUGUGGCAUUGUUUUGAUAAGCUUCUGCAAUGUCACAAGAUUUAUUUCCAUUCAGUGUUGUAUUAAUUUAUCACCAGGAUCUUGCAGUGAUGAUGGCAGAUUCUGACCACUGCGCAAAGCCUUCUCCAACACAUCCCAAAGAUUCUCAUUGGGGUUGAGGUCUGGACUCUGUGGUGGCCAAUCCA